Messenger RNA from Podarcis lilfordi (Lilford's wall lizard), 366 nucleotides. NCBI's taxonomy places the organism in Eukaryota, Metazoa, Chordata, Lepidosauria, Squamata, Lacertidae. The record is from the annotation of a GenBank genome assembly.
AUGCACCAAACCGAAAUGCUUUUGGGUAACUUUUGCCCAAGCAGUUUCCCGAUGAACCGGAGUAGUUGCCUGGGGUUACCUCACGUCAAAUGUCUCACGAAGCCCAUGCCACCUUUUGCCACGCUCCUCCUGUGCUUAAAACAAGAUUGGGCACAAAACGGUCGACGGAAGGAUGUCGACAGGUUGUGCGGUUUCUGUGAGGGAAGUGAGGAGGUCAGGCUGGCUGGGGAGAAACCUCCCGUGUGGCUUAAGCACAGAAGGGGCCGUUGUGUUUGUAGGACAGCAACAAAAAUGGAAACUGAGGCUGGAUCGGGACUGGUUAGCCCAGGAAGGAGGGGAAUAGCUGCCAGACUUGACUUGAAUUAA